AUGUCCGCCGCCCCCACCUCACCCCCCUCUUUCGCCGCGACGCGUCCGAUCAACCCUCCCGGCGCUGAGCCUCGUCUGACCAAGGGGGAGGUGUGGAAAGCGUUGACGAUCAAGACGAGGGAACCCAAGGUCUGUCGAUGGCGACGGUCGUGAAGGAGCUGCAGUGUGCUGUGCAAUGAGGGCUCCGAGCUGAUUAGUAGAUCCGACUCCGUCCGCUGCUCUCCAUCGCUUCAAACAACAGGAGUUCGUGCCCAUGAUUCAUUCGUGCGACGUCGUCAAGGAGGAAGGCAACAAGGUGUGUCUAAGUCUUGACGGCCUCCACAAAGUGAUGUUCUGCUGACCCCACCGACGACCGUCCCCUCCGAGGAGUUCAUCAGAUCACCCGCCACGUCAAAUUUGGCUCUGCCUCCUCUCCGACCACAAUCGAAGAAUGCACUCUCUACGAACCCACGAUCGUCUACUUUGAUAUGACGACCGCGCCCCACGGUCACAUCAUCAACCUCAUCUCGCAUGACCCUCAAGGCGAAUUGCAGUUGACCUACUCCUUCUCGAAUGGGGUUCCGACUUUGUCCAAGGAAGAUGUCGAUAACGUCGACAAGGCGAACAAGGUCAUCGGUGAUUUGGUGCAGCAUUCGAUCGAUACAAUGAGAAAGUUACACAAGGAGGGAAGACUGUGA
Microbotryum saponariae is the source of this 677-nucleotide messenger RNA. Lineage: Eukaryota; Fungi; Basidiomycota; Microbotryomycetes; Microbotryales; Microbotryaceae. The record is from the annotation of a GenBank genome assembly.